Messenger RNA from Heteronotia binoei (common prickly gecko), 3958 nucleotides. RefSeq names its product zinc finger protein 436-like. Lineage: Eukaryota; Metazoa; Chordata; Lepidosauria; Squamata; Gekkonidae. The transcript has 6 exons. Gene Ontology annotation, cellular component: nucleus. The record is from RefSeq and is a predicted model, not a curated record. Bases 381 to 2531 code for a protein of 716 amino acids. Gene Ontology annotation, biological process: regulation of transcription by RNA polymerase II. Gene Ontology annotation, molecular function: RNA polymerase II cis-regulatory region sequence-specific DNA binding; DNA-binding transcription activator activity, RNA polymerase II-specific.
AGUCGGAGGCAGAGAGGCGCUAAGCAUCUUCCUGUCUACUCUCGAUUGGCCCUGACUCCCUUUGAAGUGUAGCUCAAUGCUCUUUAGGGAAAAGCAACUUCCUUCCUUCCGUUCCCCCACCCCUUCCAUGCGCACAAAGAUGGAGAUGCAGCAUGCACCUAUCCUCCAGUGAACUAGUGCAGAAACUGUCUCUCUCUACCCUGCACUAUCCAGCAGGCAUUUCUAGAACAAAGUGGUUCUUAUUGCGUUUCAACCUGAAACAGGGCUCUGUGUAGCUCUGGAAUCUUGCAAGCGCACGGUAGGUCCAAGACCAAGCGCUGGUGUGUUUAAAACCCAGGGCGUUCUGGUAAAGAAGGAUCUUUCCCUGGAUCACCAGAACCAUGACUCGAGACGUCUUCAUCCAGUCGGAGGUGACCGAGGAGAAGGGGCAGGAGAUGGAAGAGCAGAACCCGGAAGGAGCGGCAGCUGGCAAGACAGCAAGCAAAGGCCCCCGUCGCACCCCAGCUAGGAGUGGGGUUGAAGUCAGGGAAAGCCCUGUGCCAGAGAUAUCUUCUCAGAUCACGGGGAUCUCAGACGUGCCUUGCCAACGCUUCUGGCAGUUCUCCUACCGCGAGGCUGGCGGGCCCCGAGAAGUUUGCAGCCAGCUCCACCGACUGUGCAAAGGUUGGCUGAAGCCGGAGAGGCACUCCAAGAUGCAGAUCGUGGACCUGGUGAUCCUGGAGCGGUUCCUGGCCAUCUUGCCCCAGGGAAUGCAGGGCUGGGUCCGAGAAUGUAGGCCAGAGACCAGUUCCCAGGUGGUGGCCCUGGCCGAAGGUUUCCUCCUCAGUCAGGCAGAGCAGAUGCGGGGGCCACCCCUGACGACAGAAGCUACAUUCUCUGAGGUAAAUCGAGGUUCCUUGGAGCAAGGGCAGGGGGCACAGACCCAGGAUGGUGCCCGAGAGGCUGUCUCUUGUGGCAGCGGAGAGAUGCUUCUGAGUCGUCAUCUUUUCAGAGGUGUGGAAACAGCUGCUUCACCUCCAGUCCAGGGUCCUUUCUCCUUUGAGGAGGUGUCCGUCUAUUUCACCCUAGAAGAAUGGGCCCUGCUGGAUCUGGGCCAGAAAACUCUCUACAGGGAAGUCAUGCGGGAGAACUAUCUGAGCGUCCUCUCUCUGGCAGACAACGAUCAGAGGAAUGAGGAGGGUGAAGACCUUGAUCAGCAGUUGCCAGAUCGUGUUAAAAAUGAAGACUUGAAAGAAAACAUUAGAAAUCAAGGCAGACCUAAGAGAAAGAAAGGCAGCCGUAUGGUUAAGAAGAGAGACAAAAAACAGAGUAAUGUACAUUUUUCAGAGCCAGUGAUAUUGAAGGCAAGUACAUCUAUUCAGUGUGGAAGGUAUUUCAAAAACAGAUCACAGCUCCUUGUGCACCGAAGAAUACACAGACAGGAGAAACUGUUUGAAUGCUCAGUGUGUGGAAAGAGAUUUAGUCGGAGUGGCAUUCUUCAAAAGCAUCAAAGAACCCACAUGGGGGAGAAACCUUUUGAAUGCUCAGAGUGUGGAAAGAGAUUCAGUCAGAGUGUCAGUCUUCAACAGCACCAGAGAACCCACACAGGGGAGAAAGCUUUUGAAUGCUCAGAGUGUGGAAAGAAAUUCAGUCAGAGUGGCAUUCUUCAAAGGUACCAGAGAACCCAUACAGGGGAGAAACCUUUUGAAUGCUCAGAGUGUGGAAAGAGAUUUACUCAGAGUGGUAUUCUUCAACAGCAUCAAAGAACCCACAUGGGGGAGAAACCUUUUGAAUGCUCAGAGUGUGGAAAGAGAUUCAGUCGCAGUGGCAAUCUUCAAAGGCACCAGAGAACCCACAAAGGGGAGAAACCUUUUGAAUGUUCAGAGUGUGGGAAGAGAUUCAGUCACAGUGGCCAUCUUCAAAGGCACCAGAGAACCCAUACAGGGGAGAAACCUUUUGAAUGCUUAGAGUGUGGAAAGAGAUUCAGUUGGAGUGGCACUCUUCAACAGCACCAGAAAACCCACACAGGGGAGAAACCUUUUGAAUGCUCAGAGUGUGGGAAGAGAUUCCGGCACAGUGUCACUCUUCAACUGCAUCAAAGAUUCCACACGGGGGAGAAACCUUUUGAAUGCUUAGAGUGUGGAAAGGGAUUCAGUCAGAGUAGCAAUCUUCAACAGCACCAGAAAACCCACACAGGGGAGAAACCUUUUGAAUGCUUAGAGUGUGGAAAGAGAUUCAGUCGGAGUGGCACACUUCAACAUCACCAGACAACCCACACAGGGGAGAAACCUUUUGAAUGUUCAGAGUGUGGGAAGAAAGUCAGAGUGGCAUUCUUCAAAGGCACCAGAGAACCCAUACAGGGGAGAAACCUUUUGAAUGUUCAGAGUGUGGGAAGAGAUUCAGUCGGAGUGGCACUCUUCAACAGCACCAGAGAACCCACACAGGGGAGAAACCUUUUGAAUGCUCAGAGUGUGGGAAGAGAUUCCGGCACAGUGUCACUCUUCAACAUCACCAGAGAACCCACACGGGGGAGAAACCUUUUGAAUGCUUAGAGUGUGGAAAGGGAUUCAGUCAGAGUAGCAAUCUUCAACAGCACCAGAAAACCCACACAGGGGAGAAACCUUUUGAAUGCUUAGAGUGUGGAAAGAGAUUCAGUCGGAGUAGCAAUCUUCAACAUCACCAGAGAACCCACACGGGGGAGAAACCUUUUGAAUGCUUAGAGUGUGGAAAGGGAUUCAGUCAGAGUAGCAAUCUUCAACAGCACCAGAAAACCCACACAGGGGAGAAACCUUUUGAAUGCUUAGAGUGUGGAAAGAGAUUCAGUUGGAGUGGCACACUUCAACAUCACCAGACAACCCACACAGGGGAGAAACCUUUUGAAUGUUCAGAGUGUGGGAAGAAAUUCAGUCAGAGUGGCAUUCUUCAAAGGCACCAGAGAACCCAUACAGGGGAGAAACCUUUUGAAUGUUCAGAGUGUGGGAAGAAAUUCAGUUGGAGUAGCAUUCUUCAAAGGCACCAGAGAACCCAUACAGGGGAGAAACCUUUUGAAUGCUUAGAGUGUGGAAAGAUAUUCAGUCGGAGUGGCACUCUUCAACAUCACCAGAGAACCCACACAGGGGAGAAACCUUUUGAAUAUUCAGAGAGUGGGAAGAAAUUCAGUCAGAGUGGCAUUCUUCAAAGGCACCAGAGAACCCAUACAGGGGAGAAACCUUUUGAAUGUUCAGAGUGUGGGAAGAAAUUCAGUCACAGUGGCCAUCUUCAAAGGCACCAGAGAACCCAUACAGGGCAGAAACCUUUUGAAUGCUUAGAGUGUGGAAAGAGAUUCAGUCGGAGUGGCACUCUUCAACAGCACCAGAGAACCCACACAGGGGAGAAACCUUUUGAAUGUUCAGAGUUUGGGAAGAAAUUCAGUCAGAGUAGAAGUCUUCAGCAGCAUCAUAGAACCCACACAGGGGAGAAACCUUUUCAACGCUCAGAGUGUGGAAAGAGAUUCAGUCAGAGUAGAAGUCUUCAGCGGCAUCAGAGAACCCACACAGGGGAGAAACCUUUUGAAUGCUCAGAGUGUGGAAAAAGAUUUAGUCAGCACAACAAUCUUCAAGAGCAUCUAAGAACCCACAAAGGAGGAACCAUGUAACAACUUAGCCCAUUAAAAGAGCUCUUCUAGAAUGCUUGAACCUGCACAAAAAUUGUACCCUAAUCAGGAAGGAAUGUUUAAAAUGCUCAGACUAUGACAGGAGCUUUCAGCACAUUUGAAGCCCUCAUAUACAUUCCAUCAUCCCCACAUGAUGUUAAAGGGAUACCACACUUCCACACACACAGUUGGCAGCCCUAGAUAAAAUGUAGAUAAGAAGUAGAGAAAACUCAGCUGUGGUCAUAACUCAUUAAAGAGAUUAUUAUUUCUUUCAGGUAAAUCCAGACGGUGUUUUCAGUGCUUUGUGGAGGUUUUAUGAGUUGGGCUUCAUUAAAUGUGUUAAAGGUU